CUUUUGAGUGUCGCGAUGGGAGAAAUAAAAGUGGGAAGUGAUGAACAAUAGAGCUGGCUGUUUCCGGGAGGCGCCAGCAUUCCCAAGCAACUUUCGUGGUCUUGUUGUGCAUAGCGAUAGUCAGCCAAGCACACAGCUCAUUGUUGCCGCACACAGCCCAUCCAGUUCACACUAGCAGCUGGUUUUGUGUCAUAGGAGAGUUUUAGGCGAGAUCACCGAAGAGGGAGAAUCAAACUGCCGGAGUCCUGUUGUCAAAUGAUUUGCAUAAGGACUUCCGCCUCCUGAAUUUAGUUUCUGCAUCAACUGGCAAAGGCAGUGGGCAGACCUGAGCCCUCAUGUCAGACGCAGUCAUGCGGACUUGACAUUUAAACUCGGUUAAUAUUUGGACAUGAACGGCACACGCGUGUAUUUCGGAUGGCCCCGAUGGAUUUGGAUUAAACGGCACACUGGGAUCUGAUACUUUCAUUCACAGAGGCGUUUACUAUGCUGUAUAUCUGCCGGCUCUGUGGUGGAUAUACAGUGACUAUUUGCUGUUACUUCUAGUGUAGAACUGGAAUAUUGCAUUGGACUCAUUGUGGUAUUCUGUAGCAGGAAAACGCGCGUUUUCAUCUCCUCUCAAACUGGGGAUUCCUCGUCUGUUUUCACAUGUCUGUUUGGAUCCUAAAGUAGGAUACAGCCAGAUCCUCCAACCCAGUCCAGGAUCUGAUGUCUGUGCUCUGAUGUCUAUUUCAAUGUGCCAUAUUAGAAGAGUUGACCAUCUCUUUUGGAUUGAGUUUUACCUCGCGAUCUUCUUUUGACGUCUUGGACAAGUUGGAUGCAUUUUUUUUUUUUUAGCUUAGAUUACUUCUUUUUUGGCUACGUUUUUACAGGUUGGAUCUUCUCGUUUAUUUCGGCGGUCCUGUUGCUGCGCGGACUCGUCAUCUCUGCGGUAUUGGGCUUAGAGAGUUCAUACACGAGUCAUUUAUCGAACCGAGUCACUCCUGAUCCAGCAGCAGCAGCAGCUGUUGCUCCUACAGACCCGUGUUUGACAGUCAUCCCUCCAUGUAUGAAUGAAGCCGACCGCUUCAGUUUAGAGGCGCUUCGGCACAUUCACAAGCAGCUAGAUGACGACAACGAUGGAGGAAUUGAAGUGAAUGAGAGUGUAGAGUUUAUCAUAGAGGACAUGAAGCAGCAGCAGACAAAUAAACACAGUAAUCUUCACCGAGAGGACCAGCACAUCACGGUGGAGGAGCUGUGGAGGGGCUGGAAAAUAUCAGAAGUGCACAACUGGACACUGGAGGAUGCAGUUCAGUGGCUGAAAGUGUCGGUGGAGUUUCCUCAGUACGAAAAAAACUUCAGAGAUUUUAAAGUAGAUGGCAAUACGCUACCUCGAAUAGCGGCCAAUGAACCGUCGUUUAUGUCAAUGCAGCUAAAGAUAUUAGACCAACGACAUAAACAGAAAUUAAAUCUAAAAGCAUUGGACGCAGUGCUUUUUGGACCUCCACUACGUCCUCACCAUCACUGGCUGAAGGACUUUGUUUUGAUGAUUUCAAUCAUCAUUGGUGUGGGAGGCUGCUGGUUUGCAUACAUACAGAACAAAUCAUCUAGAAUUCACAUCUCCCGGAUGAUGAAAGAUCUGGAGAGUCUACAGAAUGCUGAACAGAGCCUGAUAGAGCUACAGAGCCGGCUGGAAAAAGCUCAGGAGGAGAACCGGACGGUGGCGGUGGAGAAGCAGAACCUGGAGCAGAAGAUGCGUGACGAGAUCAACGGAGCAAAGAGAGAAGCCAGCAGACUGCGAGAGCUGCGAGAGGGGGCUGAAUGUGAACUCAGCAGACUCAAGUACGCAGAGGAGGAACUAGUGCAGGUGCGAAUGGCACUGAAGAGAGCAGAGAAAGAGAUGCAGUCAGAUUGGUCGGUGCCAGAAGCCCUGCAGAUGUGGCUUCAGCUCACACAUGAGGUGGAACUGCAGUACUACAACAUUAAAAAACAGAAUGCCGAGCUGCAGCUCACGGUCGCAAAGGACGAGGCAGAAAAGAUCAAGAAGAAGAGGAACUCUGUGUUUGGUACCCUCCAUGUUGCACACAGCUCAUCGCUGGAUGAAGUAGACCACAAAAUACUUGAGGCUAAAAAAGCUCUAUCAGAGGUCACAGCCUGUUUGCGUGAACGUCUUCACCGCUGGCAGCAAAUAGAGAAGUUAUGUGGCUUUCCAGUGGUUCAUAACUCUGGGCUGCCCAGCCUCACCGCCUCCCUGUACGCCGACCACAGCUGGGUGGUCAUGCCGCGGAUGUCAGUGCCACCCUACCCAAUCGCUGGCGGGGUGGACGAUCUCGAUGAGGACACACCACCAAUCAUUCCACAGUUCACCUCUCCUUUGAUUCGACCUCCUCUGACCCGCAACAGCAGUGUUUGUCGUUCCCGCAGAAGUCUUCUGUCUCAGCCCUCGUCCCUUUCUCCUGACCCUGACCUGUUGUCUAUGGCCUCGGGCCCACUGGCCUACAGACCCGAGGGAGACGAUGAUCACAUCUUCUUCACUGUCGAAAGGAAAGGGGAUCUUCAGGACACAUGCUCAGAUUCAGAUUCUCUCAGUUCCUCUUUGGGCAGGAAACAGUUCUCCGGUCCCUCUGUUCAAAGUACAUGUGCUACAGGAAUGGAGACCCCACCACUUAAAAUCUCUCGUGAGGAACUUUUUCUUCUGGCGCAGGAGGCCCAGGCUAUCGCCAUGGAGACCUUACCUUCUUCCACAUCCUCCCCUUCAUCUCCUCUUGACUCCUCCUCCAUUCACAAGGGCUCUCCUGACCUUACCCGCUCUUCUGUCCUCCCAGAAUCUCAAAGCUUAACCUUUCAUCCUGGCACCAAAGCUGUGGCCUAUAAUGGAAUUCUGGAAAAGUCAUACAGCAUGGGGAAGCUGCCCGCUAGUGGGACGCCUCCAGAGGGACAUUACCCCUCCAUUAGCUCCAUCGACAUAGAAAGCAAAUCUAUCAAGGAGCCCAAGCAACUCCAACCCACCUCCUCCCAGGACUUUUGCGACAACGGAGAGAAAAAACGCUCCAAGAUCAAGAGCUUGUUCAAGAAAAGCAAAAAGCUGUGAGGAACAGUAGAGAAGAGGAAGAAAUGGAGAGAAAAAGAAGCCUUAAAAUAAAAUAAAUGAGGGUCAACCAGAAGCCAAAACAUUUUUCAGUUUCUUUGUCAUUUUUUAUUUUAAUUUUAAUUUUAAAUGGAAUGUAGCUUCAUCUGGGUACAGUCGUAGGUUGGAAGCCUUUUUAUGGUGAUUUUUUAGCCUCACACGUAUGCCUUUGAAGGCCAAAAAAUGUCAUGUUAGCAUUUUGCAGAACAUGACCUCUUCACUGUCUUCUGUUAAGUCUCCAUUUUCUAUAAUGUGCACCCUAAUGAUGUCACCAGGAAUGGUUCAGGAAAACAGAAUAAAACAGAAACAGAAUAAAAAGAACAGUCCAAUAUUAGCCAAAUCUCCAAAUUGUAAAAAAAAUAGACUUUACUGCAAAUAUGUCUUAAAGGGAGGGUUCAACCACCAGUGAAAAUUCUGUCAUUUACUUUCCCUCAUGCCACUCCUAUUCUGUAUGCAGUAGUUUUUUAUUUAUUCAUUUUUUUUAAUGGGGCACAAAAUAAUUUUUUGAGGAACUGUUACACAGUUCUUGCAAUACAACCAAGGUUCAUAGUGACCAAGGGCUGUUAAUCUAAAAAAAACACCAAAAAGCAACGUAAUAGUAGUUAUACAACUCAUGUGCUAUAUUUCAAGUAUUCUGUACAUCUGCAUUUUGUUUUUUCUGUUGGCCUAAGUACAAAUGCAUCAAAUGGAUGUGUUUGACUGUUGCACCGUGUCUCACUGUUUAAUUUACAGGAGUGACAACUGCAUUUUAAAACUGAAAUGACCCCCGAAAAGUGACAACCACAUUUACAAAAACUCCAAACACAUUAUCUUGAAAAUAAGCCACAUAUCAAAAUAUAGCGACUUGCACCUGCCUCUUUUAUUAACUCUGGAUUGCUUGAACUGGAUCGCUUUUUGAGCCGAUACCAAAAAUGCUUGAUACCAAACACACAAGACGGCAAAACUUUGCUAUGGUUACCAUGGCGUCAUGGUUUUGAGAGUGAGUUCUGUUCCAUACACACACAACACUGUAAUUGAGGGGAUGCGCUCCCUAUUUAAAUGCAGUUGUCACUCCUGAAACUUUACAGUGUGUAUGUGGCCAUUGGCAUAAUCAAACCAUAAGGCAUCAUAUUUUGUCAUUAUAUAAAGACUCGCUGACCAAAUUAAUAA
Sinocyclocheilus rhinocerous is the source of this 4252-nucleotide messenger RNA. RefSeq names its product stromal interaction molecule 2-like. Gene Ontology annotation, biological process: intracellular calcium ion homeostasis; store-operated calcium entry; activation of store-operated calcium channel activity. Lineage: Eukaryota; Metazoa; Chordata; Actinopteri; Cypriniformes; Cyprinidae. Gene Ontology annotation, cellular component: endoplasmic reticulum; plasma membrane. Gene Ontology annotation, molecular function: calcium ion binding; protein binding; calcium channel regulator activity. The record is from RefSeq and is a predicted model, not a curated record. Bases 815 to 3067 code for a protein of 750 amino acids. The transcript is spliced from 13 exons.